Cuscuta europaea is the source of this 2345-nucleotide messenger RNA. NCBI's taxonomy places the organism in Eukaryota, Viridiplantae, Streptophyta, Magnoliopsida, Solanales, Convolvulaceae. The record is from the annotation of a GenBank genome assembly.
UUUUAAGUGUGAUUAUUAUUAACCACAAAGUGAGCUAGCAUAGUCAUAGCACCACAUACGUUUAGUGCAGUAGGUCAACAGCGGCUGCUCCGACGAAAUAAUGGUAAACUCACCGGAAUCGGACCGAAAUCAUGGGAUCCGGCUGGAUCAUCUGCCGUCGGCGCUCCUUGCUACCGUCAUGACUAAGCUAGACGUUCCCUCGAUACGCUCCCUCGCAUGCACUUGCAAGGCCUUCUAUUCAUGCGCCACUCACAUCGUAUCGUUCCUUCCAUGUUUCCAUCUCCUCGAUAUUGCUCCGUCCUCGGAUAUGCUGAGACCGUUGUUGCCUCCCAACCCUUACCUGCGAAGCAUAAAGCUGGAUUGUACUCGCCUCGACGAUUCCUCGCUCGAUUUCAUCCUCCCGCCGACUUUGGAAGAGCUUUGCCUCCAUAAUUGCUCUUAUUUUAGCGGAAAGCUUCUCUCUGACGUAGGUCGUGGCUGCACAGAUCUCAGGUUUCUAUAUUUGAGUUCAGUGGGAGACAAAAGAGGGAGAUCAAUUGAUGUAUCUGAUCUUGAGGAGUUACUCAGGGGUUGCACUCAGUUGGAAACAUUGGUCCUGAUGUUUGAUGUUUCUAUAUUCUUGCGUCACGAUUUUGCUCGUGUGUGGGCUCUGGCCCCUGCCACGCUUUCUUCACUGGAAGUUGGAUACAUUUCAUCAGUCAUGCUGAUUGAACUGCUUAGUCCUCCCAUGGUUCCACAGCAGUCACUUGACCAUAUCCAACCGUCUUUGUUGCCAGGAAUACAGAAGCUAAGCCUUUCAGUGGACUAUAUCACUGAUACUAUGAUCAGUACAAUAUCUAGAAAUCUCUAUUCAUUGACCUCUUUGGACCUUCGAGAUUCACCAAUCACGGAACCACGAGUGGCGUUCGACCUUACAAAUGCAGGCCUUCAACAGAUAAACCCACACGGAAAACUAAAGCACCUCUCGUUGAUAAGAAGCCAAGACAUUUUCCGUGCAUACUUCAGGAGAGUUAAUGAUCUGGGAUUCCUUCUCAUGGCUGAUAGGUGCUCAAGCAUGGAAAGUAUCUGUCUGGGUGGUUUCUGUCAAGUCACAGAUACAGGCUUCAAGACAGUUUUACACUCAUGUGCUAAUUUAUUAAAGUUUCAGGUGUCACAUGGACCACUGCUGACUGAUCUCGUGUUUCUUGACAUUGGCGCAACUUCCUUAACUCUAACUGGGGUAAGUUUAAGGUGGUGUAAUCUUUUGACGAACUGUGUUGCUUCACUAUUGACAUCCAACACAAACCUUGGUGUGCUUGACCUAAGGCAAUGUAAAAAUCUUGGGGAUGAAGCGCUUAGAUCCAUUGGUUCACUUUCAAAGCUGAAAGUUUUGCUUAUAGAUGGCUCAGAUAUAAGUGAUACCGGAAUUUCCCACUUAUCAAAAGGUGUGCAGAGUUCUCUUGUCUCGCUGUCUCUGCGAGGAUGCAAGAGGCUGACGGACAAAUGUAUUUAUUUUCUCUUCGAAGGGUCUUCAAACCAGGACCUGAAAGAACUAGACUUGUCAAACAAUCUCAACUUCUCUGAUGCCGGAAUACUUUCGAUUGUGAAGAGCCAGGUCCCUAUAUUUGAGCUUAGGGUGCGGCACUGUCCUUUGAUAGGAGAUGUUUCAGUUAUCACGUUAGCUUCAAUGAAGUUUGAUGAUGAUGACGGGUGGCAGGGAAGUAGGUUACGCCUGUUGGACCUUUAUCACUUUGGCAGCAUAACUCAACUGUCCUUCCAGUGGCUAAAGAAGCCUUACUUCCCUAGACUGAGAUGGUUGGGAGUCAAUGGAUAUGGAUACAAGGAUAUGGUGGACGCCUUGGCCCGAAACAGACCAUACUUGCAUGUGGCUUGUCGUGGAGAGGAGCUUGGUUUUGAGUCUUUUGACCAGUGGGAUUCACCUGAUGAUCUUAUGUACAUGCACGAUUAUGAUGAACUUGAUGAGAGUGAUGAAGAAAUGGAAGUAGCGGCUGACUAGCUUCAAACGAUUGACAACUGGACGUCGCUCGUUCGAAUCCCAUGAAGGCCACUCGAGUUUUACCUGGUCGUUAACUUCGGGGCCCGCGGCCAUGCAUUCAAGCUAAAAAGGUCCCAAACACAUGUGCUAUAGAAAAACUGAUGUAGAUAUAUCAUGGAGUGAAACUGUGUAUAUUUAAUUCGGGUAUUAUGUAUGUGUAUAGGUUUGUUGUUUGCAGUUAUGUUGUAUUGAAUUCAAUCCUCAACUUUGUGUGGUCAGUAUAGGGAUGGACAGGACUGACUGGUUUCCGGUCCCCUGAAGCCCAACAUGCAGGACACAAAAUUAGGAAAAGUUAAUGGGAAUUUUUCAC